Cuscuta campestris is the source of this 2079-nucleotide messenger RNA. NCBI's taxonomy places the organism in Eukaryota, Viridiplantae, Streptophyta, Magnoliopsida, Solanales, Convolvulaceae. The record is from the annotation of a GenBank genome assembly.
CAAUAUUAGUAGUGUGAAAGAGAACCUGAGGAGGGAUUGGGAGUCCUUUAUUAACAAUGAGAUGCAUCAAAUGGGGAUGAUUUGGAUCCACUGGGAUCCAAAGAGAGUUGCCUUGAAGGUUCUUUACAGCUAUGCUCAGAUGGUGCACUGUCACAUUCAGUGGCAUGAACAGAAGUUGGAAUUCUUUACCUCAUUUGUUUAUGGAUUCAAUGAACUGGAGGAAAGGAAAUCGUUGUGGAAGGACAUCGAAACUUAUGCAAGUAGCAAUGAGGCUUGGUGUGUAAUUGGAGAUUUCAAUGUCGUCCUUACUUCUGAGGAUAGAAAGGGGGGCAAUCCAGUGAGUAAUGGGGAAACUGCUGACUUUAGGGACUGCCUUGAAAAAUGUGGACUAGAAGAAAUGCCUUUCUCAGGUCCAUAUUUCACUUGGAACAACAAACAAAAAGGUGGGGAUAGAAUUUACUCAAAAUUGGACAGAAUGGUGGCCAACAUUGAAUGGGUUCUCAAGAUGGGGACUAAAACAGUUAUCAUACAUGAGGUGGUCAGUAAAGCUGAUCAUGCCUCAAUCUCUUGUGUGAUGGAGUGUCUGGCCCACCUGUAUGAAACUACAGGGCUCCAGCUGAAUCCAAACAAAUCCCAGAUUAGAAGCAGGCUAAGGAGAUAUCUGGAAGUCCAAGCAGAAUGUGGGAAUUGUGGAGAAAAAGAAGAGACAUUUGAGCAUUUGUUUUGGGAGUGCACUAUUGCAAAGGAGAUUAGAGAGGAAAUCUUCAUGAGGAUGGGGAUAAAAUGCAAAGCCACUUCCCUCGAGCACAUGGAGACAGAACUGGGGAACAUUAAGACAAAGAGGAGGAAACUAAUGACUAAUGCAGGGUGGGCGGCAGUAUGCUAUACCAUCUGGAAAAAGAGGAAUGAUGUUAUUCACAAUAAGAAUAAAGAUAAAGAAGGAAUUGGAGAAGGUCAAUCAACUUCUAGGCCACCGCUCUUUGAUGGCACCAACUACACAUAUUGGAAAGAGCGAAUGAGAAUUUAUAUCCGCUCAACCAACUUCCAGUUGUGGUUGGUCAUCAAGAACGGCGAAGAAACGCCAAUGAAGAAGGUUGGUGAACAACUCGUCCCAAAGACCGAGGACGAAUUUGAUGCCGAAGACAUCAAAAAGGUGGAGAACUACGCCAAAGCAAUCAACUUGCUUUACUGCGCGGUCAACCCCGAUGAUUAUCGCAAGAUCUCUUGCUGCACCACCGCCAAAGAAAUGUGGGACAAGCUGGAGGUCACAUAUGAAGGUACGGACCAAGUUCGGGAAGCCAAAAUUGACUUCCUAACGCAGGAGUACGAGAUGUUUAGGAUGAAGGAAGGCGAAAAGAUCGAUGACAUGUUCGAUCGGUUCUCCAAGAUCAUCAACGACCUUCAUGCCCUCAAGAAGACUUACGCUAACAAGGAUCUCGCGAGGAAAAUCCUGCGAAGUCUCACACCCGAAUGGAGAUCAAAGGCCGACGCAAUCUACGAAUCCAUCAGAGUUUCCGACGUCACCAUCGACGGGUUAAGAGGUAAUCUCAAAACUUAUGAAUCCACUAUUCUAACCCCAUCCUUGGAUGAACAAAAGAAGAAAGGAAUAGUACUCAAAGCAACCAAGGAAACGAUGGAAGAAGUCCCAAGCGAUUAUGAGAACGAGUUUGGGCUCGUCAUCAAGAAAUUCCACAAAUUUAAGAAGAAGUAAUUUGAGCACAAAGGAAGAAAGCACGACGGUCCCCUGAAGUGCUAUGGUUGUGGCGAGAUAGGCCACAUCAAGACGAGGUUUCCAAAAGGCAAAAACGACAAGGACAAACCCGGCUUCAAAAAGCAAAGAGCCUAUAUCUCAUGGGGUGGCGACUCCGGCGACGAGUCAACUGAUCAAGAAGAGGAUGAAGCCGCCAACAUAUGUCUCAUGGCACACGAAGACCACGCCGACAAAGUACAAGAGGUAUGUACCACUUCUUCCGACUCUUACACUUUUGAAGAGAUGCAAGAAGCACUUCGUGAGCUUUACGAUGAAUUUGUUAGCGCUUCUAAAAGCAACAAAUCAUUAAAGAAACGUCUUUCAACUCU